CAGUCUGUCUGCCGGCUUCCGUGGGGCGUGCCUCUUAUCAGUGUUCCCCUCCAGCACGCGAUGACCGCCCCGAGCCGCGGCUGGUUGAGGGCGCUGGCGCUGUUGGCGCUGCUAGCGCUGCUCGUGUCCGGCGGGCGCGCCUCCACCCCCGCGCACCAGAGCUGCGAGGCCGCGCGAGAGUCGCAGGUCGCGUUCGCAGUCAGCAGCCGCAGGAAUCUCACCGGCCACUGGCUCACUCAGGUGCAGCUGUUGCACGGACAAGACAGCGAUGACGGAGUCUUCAACGAGGAGGCCAGGCCCUGGGACAUCCACGUGGCCCAGAGCACGGCCGUCUGUGAGGGCCAAGAAGUGGUCAACAUAACUGUGACUCUGUCGUCUCCACCCCGACGCCCUUCGCCGAGCUACGAGCUGUUUCCUGGCGUUGGCUACUACAAGUUCCACACCACUCCCAGCACGUGGUCCAGCGCUCGGGAAGUGUGUGCCGCGGAGGGCGGUCACCUCGCCAUCGUCAAUUCCCAGGCUGAGGAGAACGUCUUGAAGCAGCUUUUUGCCGAACACACCUCCCUCGCAGGUGUCACCAACAAUGAUUUUGCCUUCCUCGGUUUCCACGACCGUUACACAGAAGGAGAAUACGUAACAAUAUUUGGGAAACCACUGAGUACGACUGGCUUCGUCCACUGGGGUGUUCCCCAGCCGGACAACAGCGGGGGAGACCCGGGGGAAGACUGCGGCAGUGUCCACCGCAGCGGGGUCCUUAACGACAUAACCUGCGACUGGAAGCUCGCUUUCGUCUGCGAGCAAGAACUGUGGUGACGCUCAUGACUGAUACAAGAGGAGAACAAAAAGAAGUUGUUUGCAGCUUGGAUGUACAUUAUAUUCAUUAAGUCAAUCACUUACUCGAUUACUUACUGCUGAAAUAACAUAAAUCAAGCUAUAUCCAGGUAUUUAGUUACAAGCGUUAUUAUUAGGACUAGUGAUGGCCCGAUAUACAAAAAUCCGAUACUGAUUCCGAUAUUUCCAAAUUUACCGAUCCGAUACCCGAUACCCGAUAUUCCGAUAAUAGGCCUAUCUCAUUUCUAACACUGAUUCUAUAAAAUUGUGGUUCUGAAGUAUUGUUAGAGACAAUAAUGAAAAAUGUUAAAUAUUAAUAAAACAUACUUAUGUGAAUGUAUAUUAUUUUUAUUAAUUGUAAAAUAUUGUAAAUUCACAUUAAAUGAAAGCUAAUAAUGAAAUUAUCAUAAUGGCCUGCAAAUAAGCUCUCUAAAUUCAAGGUCUUAAAAAAAUUAAAUUGUUUUUAAAGGGCAGAUAAAGCAAUAUUCUGAUGUAUGUAUUACCUACAGUAUGCAAAAAAACAAAAUGUGAACUACAAGGAAACAAAUUUCAGUUUUUGUGUAGAAAUGUUAGCAUUUGAAUGUGUUCAGGUGAAAGGCGAUUCCGUUUUUUGGUACAAAUUCCACCUGCAUGGCUAAACAAUCUUUCAGAAUGAAUUGAGGCAGGUGGAAAGCCAAGAUAUAUUCUGGCUAACAAUUUCAGUCUCAGGGAUGCAGGGAUAAGUGAUUCCACAAAUUUGAUGUAUUGAAUGUCCUAAAAGAUUUCCCACCACGCAAUAUUUCUUUACAGCAAUAAUUGCAAAUUGCUUUUGCCUUAUCAUUAAUUUUUACUUGAAAAUAUAACCCUUUCGGCGGCAUUGCGCAUUGUACUCGCAAAACAAUAAUGCUUAUAACCCGGACAGCUCUAUACUAACAACACAGGCGGGAGUGUGAAAAAUAACCUAGCAGCAAGACGCAUGCCUUCUGCCAUCUAUCGAACUGAGGUGAAAACAACGCCACGUUUUCACACAAAAGUCUUGUAGCUGUCCAGUAUUAGUCUCUAGUGUAUUUGCUUAUAAUGAAUGUAUGAAUCACGAGUCACUGUAUGUACUUAGUCCAGUGUCUCAACUGUAAUCUACGAAAAAUACCGUCCGAAAAACAUCAAACUUUUGUACCCUUUGUAAAAUUUCAUCACAGUAAACGACAUGCUAGAAAGGAAGGUCUUCAAUUACCAAAUUUUGUGACCAUUGUUCAAGUGUAUCACUCCAUUUAUUGGUGCGAAAACACGUUAAAAAUACAUGAAAAGUAAUUUAAAUACAACUUUGAAACGUACUGCAGAGUUUAUAAAACCACACAUCUUUAUUUAUGUUGUUGGCAAUGCACUCAAUAUAGCCAACAUAAUAACUUUGCUGCAACUUGCCCUACUUAAACACGUUUCAUAUUUUAACUUUUGUAAAACUUACGUAAUGUCUUUUUAUAGAACAGCAGUUGGCGACCAUGAAACGACACGGAAAGAAAAUGCCUGUUAUAUCAAGCAGCAACUUUAUUCUUCUUCAUGUUUACUUACGGCUACACCACUUAUUAAAUUAAAUAUCAUAAUUAUUUUCGUUUAUGUUUUCAAUUUAUGUACACUUAGUGAACUUCGAAAAUUCAUGAAGCGAAAAUAUUUUGCGAAUAUCUGAAACGAACAAAUAUGCACUUAUGACUGGGAUUUGUGUACACAUGUAAGAAUUGUACCGUCGGGAUGCAUUGCAGUAUCAGAAAGAAGAAAUAGGCUUGAAAUUGUUUCAGUGGAAAAUAUGCUUGGAAUUACUAGGUAAUAUGGUGACGUGAAGAAAGAUAAAUUACGCCCACAGAAAAUAAGCUUGGAAUUACGGUUAAGGUUAUGUGAGAAGUAUUGUUGGCGAGAGCAAACAUCGGUUAUCAAAAUAUCGGAAGUAUUUACCGAUGUCCGAUUUUGAAAAAUGUGACGAUAUUACCGAUCUCCGAUAUUGAAUAUUGAAUAUCGGGCAAUCACUUAUUAGGAUACCUUAUAAGUUUGUCUUAUACCAACGUUAAGUCAUUUCUGCAAUAUAAAUACCCUUUUUUGAUGUUUUAAUAGGACUUCAUAAUCAAAAACAUGAACAAUAUGCAAUGUUUUAAACAUGCAAAAUGUAUUCAAAGUUUUUUUUUUACUACUAUCUCGCUAAACAGUAACGAAAAAAUUGCCUGGACGAUUCAAAACACGGCACAUUUGUCAUUUCAAAUUUGAAAACAGAAUAUUAUUUGUCUUCAUUUCAUCCCAUACACCAGAAGUAAAGAAAAAAUAAACAUCAACUACCAUGGACUACACCACCACAAAACACGGACACUCCACUGAGAUGGGCAUUAAAAGAAGUAAUCGUCAUAGUGUCAACGGCUUACAAAUCGAUAGUUGCAAUCAAUCUAACACCAGGUGAUACAGCAGCAGCGUACUUGCUGUAUAUGUCUAUGAAGAAGCAGAUGUUGCUACUUAAAAAUGAAAAAUAUAUCUAAAAAGGUAAAUAAUGGUUUAAGAUUCCAGAUGAAAAGAGCAAAAAUAGUUUUUAUAAUAUGGCUGAACUAUAAUACAAUUUACCUAGCGGCCGUUAACAAUGAAAACUAAUGAAUAACAAGGGUUUAAAUGUGUAGAUAUGAAAUAACUCAAUCACAAAAUUUGGAAAUACAGCAUUAAAAAAAGUAACAUUUUUCGUAAAAUAGAUUACAAUGGAUUUCACCGUAUUUUGCAGGUCACGAAAAUUUUCUGGAUUGAUAUGCACAUUAACAGCUUGUAGAAAAUAAGGGAAAUAGGAAAUGAAAUUAAAGGUUGGUUGGUUAGGUUAAUUGCAUCAUUAAAAAAAAUUAUUUCAUUAUUUAAAUAUUUAAAAAAAAUUUCCAAAUAGUUAUUGCAGCUGACUUCUUUUUAGCCAACCUUUCUAUUUAAUAUUAUUUGUCUAAUUUUCCAGAAGUUGUUUAUUACAUGUGAAAAAGAAAUUUUUAGUGGGAUUAUGUUUCACAUACUUACUGUUGGUAUUCGAUAUUCAUAUUUGUGAAUAAUUUGAUAUUUGUAUUCGUAUUUGAUUUGAACUAAAAAAUUAAUACUGCACAGCCUCAUUAUUAUUAGUAAGAAGAGAUAUGCCAGUCAAAUCAUCUAACUCUCAAAUACCAUCAAAGAUUUAGUAAAAUCUGAUAAUAAAAAGAAAAAAAA
Messenger RNA from Bacillus rossius redtenbacheri, 4014 nucleotides. Its product is annotated as hemolymph lipopolysaccharide-binding protein-like. Lineage: Eukaryota; Metazoa; Arthropoda; Insecta; Phasmatodea; Bacillidae. Gene Ontology annotation, molecular function: signaling receptor activity. The record is from RefSeq and is a predicted model, not a curated record. The transcript has 5 exons. Bases 61 to 813 code for a protein of 250 amino acids.